Molecule: messenger RNA, 1259 nt
Organism: Pelagomonas calceolata
Lineage: Eukaryota; Pelagophyceae; Pelagomonadales; Pelagomonadaceae
Source: the annotation of a GenBank genome assembly
UGCUGCAAACGCUCGCAGAGGUCAGGCGUCGCGCGCGAGGUGGGUUGGUGCUGCCCGCGUGGACGCGCUCGCGUCGUCCGGCUGCCCGCGUAUGCACGCUGCCAAUCGACAAGGCGCUGCACCCCAGCGCCGCCGACGAUUUGUGUCUUACGAACCGUCGGAAGGCUCGGGACGACGGUCCCACGCUUCUCCAUCGCACGCGUCGAAGCGUGGCGACUGAAAAACCCGACCGGCGCGUUCCAGGCGGUUUGCGCAUCGGCGCCUUCCUAGGCCCAAUUCCCAGCUCGACGGGCGUUCGGGCAGCCUCGUACGCGACCACCGAGAAGCCGCAUCGGCUAUAAACCCCUAGGCCACCAUGGCCAUGUGGGUAGGGCGCGAGGAGGAGAUCCCGGCCUACCGCCUGGCGCACAACCAGGAGGCGACGCCGGCGACGCUCGGUUUGUUCCAGGCCUGUGAAGCUGGGGAUGCCGUCAAAGUAGGAGAGUUCCUCGCGCAAAAUGGACGAGCGAACUACUUCGACGACGUCAAGGGCGGGACGACGCCGGUGCACGCCGCGUGCACCCUGCCGAAGGACGCUAGUGCGUUAGAAGCGUUGAUUGCCUUCGCAGCCACGGAACCAGGUGAUGAUUUGAAGCCCCUGUUCGACCUCCCUUCUACUGUGCUAAAAGCCACACCUUUACAUUGCGCGGCCGAAGUGGGCAAUUCAGCACAACUAGAAGUGUUACUCAAGUUAGGUAUAGAUGCCAACGGCGAAAACGCCUACGGGGAUACUCCUUUAUUGGUAGCGUGCGCGAACAACCAGGCGGAGUGUGUCAAAUUGCUGCUAGAACAUAAUGCAGACCCCACCAAAGCCAACCACAAAAAACAAAAUGCCCUGCACAUGGCCGUGGCGGGCCUGGGCAAGGCGCUGCGGAGCGAGGAGGGCAAGGAGAACGAAAACGUCGAGGAGAAAUUAUUGGUUGCGAAGCGGUUGCUGGAGGACCCGAAAGUCCCUCUCGCCAAGCGCAUCGACCCGAACCACGCCGACGCCAACGGCCAGACGCCGCUCCACCACAUCGCGGUCAUGAAGGAGCGGCCCGCGACCGUGGCUUUGGCCAAAUUAUUGUUGGCGUCCGGUGGGAAAGCCAAGGUCAUGGAUGCGAGCGGAAAACGGCCCUCGGAGCUGGGGGCGGGCCGGGCGACGCCGCGCGGCGAGCUGACGGCUCUACUCAAACGCCACGAGCUGUUGGUGUUGGGCUAGGUUUCCUAUGCGUAAGUAC